AGCGGGCAAAAACAAACGGGCAGAUGUUUGGCGGGUGAUUUUAUUGCUCAAUUUUACAUCAAUAAAACCUGAAAUUACAUUAAAAACAACCACGUUUACUGACGGAUUAACCAAUAAAACCUUUGCACAAUGAAACGAAGUUGAAAAUAAAGAGGGAUUUCGCCGCAUUGAGUGAAAGAGAUGAUGGCAGGAAGGGGCAGAGGGCAGCUCACUUUCUCUGUGGAGAUAGUUGGGAUCGGUAAAGGUGAAAAUCUCCCUCCGUCCUGCAUCCAGCCGACACCUCUGUUCCCCCCUCUGGAUCAGAAGCCAGUGCCCCUGCAGGCAGGUGAGGAGGCCGAGUACAUGCUGGCCCUCAAACAGGAGUUUAGGGGAGCCAUGAAGACGCUCCCGUUUUACAUCCGUCCAGCGGCUCCCAAGAAAGAUGUGGAGCGUUAUUCUGACAAAUACCAAAAAAACGAAAGCUUUGACAAUAGUUUGGAGUGGAAGCCAGACUGGAGGCGUUUGCCGAAGGAGCUGCGUGUGAGAGAGAAGAGACCCCAGAGAGACAAAAGCCAAGCUGUUCCCAAACGAGCCAAACAAGCACGAGUGGACAAAGAGGAGAUCAUACGCAAACUGGAGACUCUGGAGCAGAAAGAGAAAGAGGGGAGUUCGGAUGAAGAGGAGGGAGAGAAGAAGAAGCCAGAAGAGGAAGAGGCCGAGGCAGAGAAUGAGUACGAUGAAGAGGAAUUUGAGGAUGAAACGGAUUACAUCAUGUCCUACUUUGAAAACGGAGAGGAGUUUGGUGGAGACAGCGAUGAAAACAUGGAUGAAGCCAUUUACUGAAGCAGACGCCGGUUCUCCCGGAAGAGUUCUGUCCCUCAGGAGGACUCCAGGCUGGAUCAUUGUGUUUGGCAGCUGAUGUUGAAUCUGUAUGCAGCAGAUUUCCUCUCAUCCGAUCGGCUUGAUUUGCUGAAUCCAAAAGCCACGGCUGGAGGACACAGAGAAAGGCAUAAACUUCUCUAUUAAUGCAGCUAUUCAUUCCCAGAGCUUUUUAAAUGAUAAAUAGUGCACAACAAAAACCUUUUAUUUAGGAUGUUAUAAAUGUGUUUUAGCUCGAGUUUUAGAUUUAGCUAACGUUGUAUUUGCUGUAUAGAUUUUAUACUUUGUAUCUUAGAUUUAUGAGCACAUGUAGACUGUUUAUUUUUCUCAAGUCAAGUGGUUGUAAAUAUUUUUGUUAUCGUGGUUUUAUGUAAUAAAGUCACACAUUCAA
Molecule: messenger RNA, 1249 nt
Organism: Danio rerio (zebrafish)
Lineage: Eukaryota; Metazoa; Chordata; Actinopteri; Cypriniformes; Danionidae
Gene: polr3glb
Product: RNA polymerase III subunit GL b
Biological process (GO): transcription by RNA polymerase III
Cellular component (GO): nucleus
Source: RefSeq, marked validated